This is a messenger RNA of Symbiodinium natans, 4158 nucleotides long. NCBI's taxonomy places the organism in Eukaryota, Dinophyceae, Suessiales, Symbiodiniaceae. The record is from the annotation of a GenBank genome assembly.
AUGAAGUUCCGGUUUUGCUUGGUGAGCAACAAGGAAGAAGGUUCCGCACUUCCACCAGACUUGCUUGAUUUGGAUGAGGAAGUCUUUUACUUGCGUGUUGAAAGAUCCGUUCGGGAGGGUCGCAAGCACGACGGGAAGGUCAUUGCAGAGGUCGAGCAGCAUUUGAAUAAGCACCAGUUUGGACGCCACCUUCCAGCAAAACAGGCGAAGAAGGCUAUGACAGAGCUGGGAAUUCCCGCGGAGCACAUUCCAAGUGAUCGAGCUUUAGAUGGUGUCAGACACCGACAUUUGGAAGAGGCCAAAUCCUAUGACGGCAAGUUUGUUUCCACAUUUCGAGCUUUUUGCCAGAACCCACCCUUUCCAGUCGCUGUGCUUCACACGGAAGAGACACCUCUGGUUUCAGAAGAAACGGUUCGGGUCUUGUUUUACGAGCAAGAGAACUUGGAUGCCGUGAUUGCCUACCUUGGCACACAGGAUCGGUGUGUGCUCGUCAUGGAUGCCACAUUCAAGACCAAUGUGCAGGAUCUUGUGUUAGCUAGCCUCGGACUGGUCGUCUUGCACCAGGUUGGCGGAGUGGUGCGCAAUCGAUUCUGGCCGGUAGUUUGUGCUGUGUGUGACAAGGAAGAUGAACCGUGUUAUGCACUCUUAUGUCGAUCUUUCCAGAAGCUAUUGGAAGCUUCGGGUUUGGAUUGGAAGAAACUGGUGACGAAUGUGGUCAUGGAUGGUGCAGGCGGUGCCAUCAAUGCGACAAGUGCAUGCUUUCCAGACGCUACUUUGCACCGGGACUUAGAACACAUAAAGCUGCGUGACCCCGAAGACUGGAAUCAGGAGAAAUUCGCGGAUUACUUGGAGAAGUGGGUCUUGCAGAAGAAAGGCUUGUGGUGGAGCGCAGAUUGGCAGAGUGGCCCAGUGCAAGUUGCCUGCGUGAAGCAGGCAGCGGAUGGGAGCUCGCCUCCGUGGGCGAGACCACCUGCUGUUGCUUUUGUUCCGGCUUCGGCUUGGGUGUGGCUUGCCUGCUGUUUGUCAUCAGCCUCUGUUAGCCUCCCAUGGGCUCCACCUGCGGUCGUCGUGCUCCGGAACAGCCGCUCGUCGAGCAAGACCCACCCGUACCAGCUUGUCAGCAGGCUGCUAAUGUCCCUGCGGAGUUGGGCACUGCUCUGUCAUCACAGUCUUGUGAUCCGCUACAUGGGAGUGAUCCCGUUGAUUUGGUGCUUGAGAAACCUGAUGGCCAACCCAUGGCCCCAGAACCUGGGCUCUGUGCAUCGGUCGACAGGGCAACCGGAUCCCCUGUCAAAGAAGGCCAGCGUAGGGAUGCUUUACGCGCAACCGGUGCUGUUGAGGCUGUUUCAUCAGAGGAAUCCGGAAUCCUUUGCGAGGCAAAACGUCGUGCGCCUGAGCGAGUCGGGGCCCACCUGGGUGAGGAUGCCCGUAGUGGACCAGUCCGCGACCCUCGCGGCCCUUGCCCCGAUGAGUUUGAGGAAGGUGCCUCCGCCUGAGGAGCAGCGUGUGGUCCCCUUUGAGUUCGCGACCUGUCUUUACUGGCCCUGGCGGGAGCCCGAAGGCGUCAGCCGAUCCAGCGGCACCGCUUCGUCUGACGAAGGCAUCACACAGGAUUGUGCAGAAGCCUUUCUGGCCAGGCUUGACACCCGUCCCACGUGUUCUUCGGGUCAUCCCUUGUUCUCCUUUGGGUCUCCUGAGCCAGGUUGGUGGUGCAGUGCGUGCCAGCGCGUGUUCUCCACGCGACGCUUGCUCUGGGGGUGUAGGGUCUGUGACUUUGACAUUUGCGGAAACUGCUUGGUCGAUAGUCGCAGUGGCUCCUCCAUCGCACCAGCUCCGGUUCAGAGUGCUGUUCCAGAGGCAAUCCCUGCAGCUCAGGUUCAGGAUACCGCUCGAGAGGCAAUGCCCAGCGGUACACCAACAUGGCCCUCGAUAAAGCUUUUGCGUGCUUCAGGGGUUCUAACAGGCAAUGACAUGUUCCCGAAUGACCUUCAUCUGACCCUGGGUGUAAAUGGUGAAAGCCUGUCAGUCUUGGGGUCGAGCAGGGCGCCGGAGCUCAAGGGAGGAUUCCGAAAAGUGUACCACCUUCGGGGUGAAGGGCCGGCCGCAAGCAUGGUUUUAAAGCUCGCUGAAAACGAUGCAGACAAUGUCAACGAGGUUCGGAGUGCUGCUGCGUGUCCAGCAGCCUUUACCCGCAUCUUCGGCAGCGGCUCCAUUUGGGUGUCCCUCGGAGCAGACGGUUUGUGCCAGGCACAUUAUGUCAUCUCGGAACGAGUGGUGCCUUUGACUGCUUUGUUGGAUGGCCCAGCUCUGCCUCCCACGGCAUGCACCGCUUUGGCACUCCAAUGUUGUCGGGUUGUGUUCCGGGCGACUCUCGCUGGUAUCAAGUGUAGGGACCUUGGGCAGAAGCAGUGGGGCCUCAAGGUCCCACCAGGCUUCAAAUUCCAAGAUGAGGUCUCCCUGCAUCAAGUGCGCGAAGGCUUGACGGGUGAAGCGUUGCACCUCGUCAUCCUUCAUGCCAAUUGUUGCCUUCCGGUACCCCAGGUGACAUGCGGCAUCUUGACCGACGCCCUCGACCUCCACAAAAUCGCAUGUGACCAGGCUCUUGCCCGCCAUGAUAUCAUUCAAGUCAUGCACAAGUUGCAGGAGCACCGCCUGCCGCCCCAAGGCCAGGACAAGGUGCAUGCCGCCAAUGAUUGCGGGCCACAGCCACAUGGUGUUCAUGCAUGGCGGCCGCCUUCACGGCCUCUGAGCCACUUUGCCCGGCACCUGUGCUUGAGGCACAUCAUCAUUUGGUCUCCUGGAUGCGUCCCUGGACAGGUGUUCACCUGCAUAUGCCGAGAGGCCAACCUCACCAAUGUAUGUUGGGUCCUCCCUGGUGAUCCAGCCAUGUUGCAACCAGCCCUGCUGUGUUUCCUCUUGGGUGCUGCACCUGGUUGGGCUUCGCGCGGUUGCGCUUUUUCUGCUUGCUGCGUUUUCUGCUACUGGACCGUCGCCCAAGCUGGCAGGCCAUUCACCGGCGUGUUCCGACUGUUCUAUGCCACCGGGUGCCUGAACAAGAAUGCCGUGAUUGUGGACUCGAAUCAACGAAAAGUCUCUGUGCAAGGCCUCCUAGCCGUUCUGGGCGCCCGCACAUCUAAUCCUGCGGCGUGUGAAAUUGUGCUGAAUGGUACAGUUGGCUCGUUCCCCCCCCUUUGCGUCGAGGGCGAGGCUCGGCCCUUGGACCGGCGCAAGGGCCCCCUGGAUCCUGUGGCCCGAGCAUGCUGCCCCUCCAGCCUAGUGCACCCGUUCAAUUUGUGGCAAGUGCUGUUCGGGUGGAACAGUGUGGACUGCCUCAAGGUGCAACUGAUGUCUGCAGCUUGUUGUGUAUUCCUUGACGUGCAGCACGGGCUCCAUCGCGCCGUGCAAAAAUUUGUCCCACCCAGCCCGCCCUGGGCAUGCACCCGCAGGGCCCGCUCCCCGCGGCUGCAACUCCCUGCGUGCACCGGCCAGUUCGCCGUUGCUCAUAAGACGCGCCUCCGUCUCGGUCGGCUUGGCGUUUCGUCACUGGAUCCCACCCGCCCUGCCCAGUUCAGGCUCUUGGCAGAGCCCGUCGCGCAACAGCAGCUCCCUGCUGCCGUUCUGGAGCCUCCUGAGUCACUUGCGUACAGUGCGAAAAGGUUAAAGUCCGAGCAAGAUGAUGAAGGUGACGCAAACACCUUUCUCAAGUACGAGACUGCGGGCCGCAUCAUGGUAGACUGUCGGACGGUGGACAUUACUUCAGUCAUCGUUAUGCCAAAGUACAAAUUGGAGUAUGCCAAGAACAAGAAAAGGGACAUGGUGCAGCGGUUGGACUUGGCACUUUGUUCUUUGUAUGAAGAUGGUGAAGCUGCUUUUCGCACUGCUUUGGGAAACCCAAGGCAGUGGUCCUUUUCCAUGCAUAAAAAAUUGUUCUACAAGUACACUGUGAUGUAUGUGCUUAGCACGGGCCGUGUCGUGGAUGAACAUCCACAUCUUGUGCACAGUAGCUGCAGCGAGCAGGCUUUCUUUUACAAAUCCGUGUUAGGCAGCUUGAAUCUGCACCCCAUUGCAAGGGGCCCCAAGACUCUCAAAGCCAGGCGUCCACGGCGGGACAGGCGAACCGAGGAGUUUCGCAAAAAAAUGCGUACUCCUUCGCCUUGA